GAAGCCAGUGGUGAUCCUGUUGUAACCUUCUUUUACUUUCUUGAUAAAAAGUAGUUGUGUCUUCCUUAACUGGAAGAUUUCUUCUGGGUGUACCUUCCAGUUUCCCCCAUUAUUAUUAUUAUUAUUUUUAGUAGUAGUAGUAGUAGUAGUAGCAUUAUUAGUAUUAGUCUUAGUAUUAUUAUUACAUUACCUCACACUAAUCUGGUCGUCAUUGUUCUUUUUUUCUUCUGCUCUCCUUACCUUCUUUUUUCCUCUUGCCAUUCUCAUUGUUUCGUGUGGCGCAUAUAUAUUUGGCGACCUCUUGGUCCAAUAUUUAUGUGUUCAACUAAAUAAAAUAAAUUACAUUUUGCGGUCACUUUAACAAUUAGAGGAUCUAAUCUUGCUUCUCAGUCUCUUUCUUUAAGGUUUCAUACCACCGUAAAAUUUAACUUUUUUCCGUCUUGUGUUCUUUUUUCUUAGAUUGUUCUAUGUUUAUAGUUUUCUUUCGGCUGUGUUUUGUAAACUGUGUAUAUCCAUCCAGAAAACACUAAGUGAUUGAAUACUUACAAAAUUUGAAUAAAUUAAAAUUUCUGAUCAUGCCAAUUCGUAAAGAAACUACACGUCAUCAUCUUAGAGAUAUAAUACACAAGGAAAGGAUUCAAAAAGCAAAAGAACGUAGAAUCAAACGGAAACAACGGAAAGAAAGUGGUGCACCGGCAGGAAUUCCUCAAACUCUUGAAUCACUUAGAACAGUUGAUGAAACAAUCGUUCCUAAAGAUGAUGAAGAAGUUGUCAUUGAACAUGAAACAGAUGAGUUUUCAUCUAUUUUUAGUGGAGAAAUUACUCCUAAAAUUUUGUUGACUCAUUCUGAUCGUGUUUGUCCUAGGACAAUCGGAUUUUGUAAAGAACUAAGUAUGGUCAUUCCAAAUGUUCAUCUUGUUGCACGUUGGCAUUUACCUCUUAAAAAAAUUAUCCCUAUGGCUAUUGAACGUCAAUUCACUUGUUUAAUAAUUGUUAAUGAAGAUCAGAAAAAAAUUAAUACUCUAAUAGUUAGCCACUUACCAAACGGGCCAACAGCUACAUUUCGCCUAACUAAUGUGUUACUUCGUCGUGAAAUGCGUUCAGCUAAAAAAGCCAAAUAUAUUGAAUCGAAUAUAAUACCACAUUUGAUUACUACACGUUUUAUGACACGUCUUGGUCUACGUACUGAACGUAUUUUAAGUUCAUUAUUUCCUAAUGAAAGUCGUUUACCGCCACAACCACAUAGUAGAACAAUUGUUUUUCAUAAUCAAAGAGAUUAUAUCUUUUUUCGACAUUAUCGUUAUAUACAUCGUGAUACAACUGAUGUUCAUAACGAUGAUGAUAAUGAAAAUGAAGGUAAACAUAAUACAGAACAUAUCGCAAUGAAUGAAGUUGGACCAAAAUUCACAUUGAAAUUACGUUCAAUUCAACUAGGUACUUUCGAUAGUCAAUAUGGUAAUUAUGAAUGGGUUCGUAAACGAACAGAAAUUGGUAGAAGUCGGCGAACAUUUAUCUUAUAGUUGAUAAAUAGUAUUUCUCUAUUGUAAAUAUAACUAUUUAUUAAUUCAA
Messenger RNA from Schistosoma curassoni, 1569 nucleotides. The record is from the annotation of a GenBank genome assembly. NCBI's taxonomy places the organism in Eukaryota, Metazoa, Platyhelminthes, Trematoda, Strigeidida, Schistosomatidae.